CACACACACACGGCUGCUGUGAAGUGUUUAAAGCCGCAUCCCGGUGCUGCGGUGAAGCCGUGCUGCUGCUGCUGCUGCUCCUCCUGCCGCCCCUGUCUGUUUUUAUAAACCUGAUCGCUUUUAAUCACUGUAUUUUUUUUGUUUUGUUUUUAAACUUUCUCGUAGCCUGCACUUUCUUGUCGUUUUAUCUGCUGAAAUGCCUACCAGGACCUCGCUGUGUUUGCCGGAGGAUGUGAAAGAACGACUGCAGGCGCUGGAUAAAGGUGAUGACAGUUUGUCAGAUGAGGAUUGUGUGAAGGAGAAGCUCAGGUUACUGCAGGACUUCCUGCGUGAUGACACUCAGGUCCAACUCAAAAACCUUGAGCUCAAGCUGAAAAACUCUGAACUUACCACGGAGGUGUACACGUCCGAAGUGAAAGCUGUGCUGAAGAAGGCUUUAGGUUUGGGCAAGGAAGGUCACGGCGAUGGGGCGGAGCAGAACGGGCACUCGAAUGGCUUCUCUGAAAAUGGAUCUCAUAAAGAUAAUGGUGAAAAAGAAGGAGCCAUGGAAACUCAGGAGGAAGGAGAAACCAUGAAAUCUCCCAGCACAUCAAAGGGCAGGGGUGGCAGACGCAGUAAAGCAGACUCUGAGCCUAAAAAAUCUCCUGCAAGCUCAAGGGUCACACGCAAUUCUGGAAAACAACAAACGAUCCUGUCAAUGUUCUCAAGAGUACCCAAGCGCAAGUCUGAUGAGGUGAAUGGCGAAGCUACAAAUGGUGAUACAGAGGUUAACACUGAGGAAGCUGAUGUUGAGGAGACCCGUGAAGAAAAACGUCUCAAAACGGAAGAGGAUGAAAAACCGACCACUGAAAACUCCAAUGCUGAGAAGACCAAGCCUGUGAACACAGCCAAGACACCUCCACCCAAGUGUCCUGACUGCAGGCAGUACCUGGACGACUCUGACCUCAAGUUUUUCCAAGGAGAUCCUGAUGAUGCGCUUGAUGAACCAGAGAUGUUAACAGAUGAGCGUCUUUCAUUGUUCGACUCGAAUGAAGAUGGGUUUGAAAGUUAUGAAGACUUGCCUCAACACAAGAUUACAAACUUUAGCGUCUAUGACAAACGUGGCCACCUGUGUCCAUUUGAUUCUGGACUCAUCGAGAAGAACGUUGAGUUGUACUUCAGUUGUGCGGUCAAGCCCAUCUAUGAUGACAAUCCCUGUAUGGAUGGUGGUGUACCUGCCAAAAAGCUGGGACCAAUCAAUGCCUGGUGGAUCACUGGCUUUGAUGGAGGAGAGAAAGCUCUGAUUGGCUUCACCACAGCGUUUGCUGACUACAUCCUAAUGGAGCCGAGUGAGGAAUACUCUCCAAUCUUUGCCCUGAUGCAGGAGAAGAUCUACAUGAGUAAGAUUGUGGUCGAGUUUCUUCAGAAGAACCCAGAUGCUACAUAUGAGGACCUGCUUAACAAAAUUGAGACCACAGUCCCUCCGGCUGGGCUGAACUUCAAUCGCUUCACCGAAGACACUCUCCUGCGUCAUGCCCAGUUUGUUGUGGAGCAGGUGGAGAGCUACGAUGAGGCCGGAGACUCAGACGAACAGCCCAUCAUUGUUACCCCGUGCAUGAGGGACCUAAUCAAACUGGCUGGAGUCACUCUGGGCAAGAGGAGAGCAGCCAGAAGACAAGCUAUUCGACAUCCUACAAAGAUCGAGAAGGAUAUCAAGGGUCCGACAAAAGCUACCACAACGAAGCUUGUGUAUCAGAUUUUCGAUGCCUUCUUUGCAGAGCAGAUUGAUCAGAAUAAUAAAGAGGGAGGAGGACUUAAGAGGCAGCGCUGUGGGGUCUGUGAGGUGUGCCAAGCCCCUGAUUGUGGUAAAUGUUCUUCAUGUAAGGACAUGAUCAAAUUUGGAGGCAGUGGUCGCAGCAAGCAGGCCUGUCAAAAGAGGAGAUGUCCCAACAUGGCAGUGAAGGAAGCAGAGGAUGAUGAGAAUAUAGACGAGGAAGACGUCUUGCCGCUCUUUAAAGAUGCAUCAAAGAAGAUGUCUCAAGCUAAGAAAAAGCAGACCAAGAACAAAAUCACCUGGGUGGGAGAACCCAUUAGGACUGAAGGAAAACGCGACUACUAUAUGAAGGUGCGUGUGGAAAAUGAGGUGCUGGAAGUCGGAGAUUGUGUGUCCGUCAGCCCAGAUGACCCCUCUCAUGCACUCUACCUCGCCAGGAUUACAGCUUUGUGGGAGGAGGAUGAGAAGAUGUUUCAUGCGCACUGGUUCUGCCGUGGCACAGACACCGUUCUUGGCGAGUCCUCGGACCCUCUGGAGCUCUUCCUUGUGGAUGAGUGUGAGGACAUGCAGCUGAGUUUCGUGCACGGCAAAGUCAAUGUGCACUACAAGGCUCCUUCAGAGGACUGGUUCAUGGAGGGUGGUCUUGUUGAUGACAUAAAGGUCAUUGAGGAUGACGGAAAAAGCUUCUUUUAUCAACUAUGGUACGACGGAGAUUUUGCUCGGUUUGAGACACCACCCAAGGUCAUCCCAGACGAAGACUCCAAAUACAAGUUCUGUGCCAGCUGCACUAGAAAUAAAGAGCAGCAGGAACAGGAGAUGCCUCGUGCCUUCGAUCCCCUGGAGGAUGAAGAGAGUGACACUAAAGUCUUGUAUUCCUUGGCUUGCCUGAAGGGGGAGCAAUACAGAGUGGGAGAUGGCGUAUACUUGCCGCCUGAGGCUUUCACAUUUGGGGUGAAAGCUGCAAGCCCAGUGAAACGUCCUCACCGGAAAGAGGAUGUGGAUGAGGACCUUUAUCCAGAAUACUACAGGAAGUCCUCAGACUACAUCAAGGGAUCCAAUCUGGAUGCUCCAGAGCCAUUCCGUAUCGGACGCAUUAAAGAGAUCUAUUGCACCAAGCGCAGCAAUGGCAAGCCAGAUGAAUCAGAGGUCAAACUGCGCAUCUACAAAUUCUACAGACCAGAGAACACUCACAAGGGGCCGAAGGCUGGCUACCACACUGAUAUAAACCAGCUUUACUGGAGUGAUGAAGAGGUGUCUGUGAACAUGGCAGAUGUACUGGGUCACUGUCGUGUGGAGUACGGGGAGGACCUGGUGGAGAGUGUGCAAGAGUACUCCAGUGGUGGAACGGAUCGGUUCUACUUCCUAGAGGCCUACUGUGCCAGAUCAAAAACCUUUGAAGACCCACCAAACCAUGCUCGCUCUGUUGUAAACAAGGGCAAAGGAAAAGGAAAGGGAAAAGGUAAAGGGAAAGGAAAAGCUUCCUCACAGGAUACCCAAGAGCAGGAGACUCUAGAGCUCAAAGUCCAUAAGCUGCGCACACUGGAUGUGUUCUCCGGCUGUGGUGGUCUGUCAGAAGGCUUCCACCAAGCAGGUAUCUCUGAGACCCACUGGGCCAUUGAGAUGUGGGAUCCUGCUGCACAGGCCUUCAGGCUGAAUAACCCAGGCACCACAGUGUUCACAGAGGACUGCAAUGUUCUGCUGAAGCUGGUAAUGUCUGGAGAGAAGACCAACUCUCUCGGCCAGAAACUCCCACAGAAGGGAGAUGUUGAGAUGCUGUGUGGAGGGCCGCCGUGCCAAGGCUUCAGUGGAAUGAACCGCUUCAACUCACGCACUUACUCCAAGUUUAAGAACUCCCUUGUUGUUUCUUAUCUGAGUUACUGUGACUACUACAGGCCAAAGUUCUUCCUGUUGGAAAACGUCCGAAACUUUGUGUCCUUUAAGCGCUCCAUGGUCUUGAAACUCACUCUGCGUUGCCUAGUGCGCAUGGGCUACCAGUGCACGUUUGGUGUACUCCAAGCGGGGCAGUACGGAGUGGCCCAGACACGGCGCAGGGCAAUUAUACUGGCUGCUGCUCCGGGUGAGAAACUCCCACGCUACCCAGAACCACUGCACGUGUUUGCUCCAAGAGCAUGCUCCCUCAGUGUAGUGGUUGAUGACAAAAAAUACGUCUCCAACGUAACUAGAGGGAAUGGCGGUAUCUAUCGAACCAUUACAGUCCGGGACACCAUGUCUGACCUCCCAGAGAUCCGUAACGGAGCCUCUGCUCUAGAGAUUUCUUACAACGGCGAGCCACAAUCCUGGUUCCAGAGACACAUUCGGGGUGCACAAUACCAGCCCAUUCUCAGGGACCAUAUCUGCAAGGACAUGAGCGCCCUGGUGGAAGCGCGCAUGCGUCACAUCCCCCUAGCACCAGGCUCUGACUGGAGAGACCUGCCCAACAUCGAGGUGCGACUACGGGACGGAACCACAACAAAGAAGCUUCGGUACACACACUCGGACAAGAAAAACGGCCGAAGUAGCACUGGUGCGCUGAGAGGAGUGUGUACUUGUGCUGGAGGUAAACCAUGUGACCCAGCAGACAGGCAGUUCAACACACUGAUCCCGUGGUGUUUGCCUCACACGGGUAAUCGUCAUAACCACUGGGCCGGACUAUAUGGCAGGCUGGAGUGGGACGGAUUCUUCAGCACCACCGUUACCAACCCUGAGCCCAUGGGCAAGCAGGGGCGUGUGCUACAUCCGGAACAGCACCGCGUGGUCAGUGUUAGAGAAUGUGCUCGCUCGCAAGGUUUCCCCGAUACGUACCGCUUCUUCGGCAAUAUCCUGGACAAACACAGACAGGUUGGAAACGCAGUGCCUCCACCUCUUUCCAAAGCCAUUGGACUUGAAAUCAAGAAGUGCAUUCAGGAGAAGAUGAAGCUUAAUGCUACAGAGCCUGUGAAACAGGAGAAGAUGGAUGUGUGUGAGUAGCACACCUCCGAGUACUUUAAUUCCACAUGUUUUUUCUCAGCUCAUUCCAUUAACACGUGCUGGUGUUGAGCCUGGCCACUCAGCUGGCCUCUCUAUGGAUGUGCGGUCUGUGCAGUGCCAUUAAAAGUGUUUUAUUCAUUUUCUAAAUGUAAUUUUAAUCGUGUAUUUGCAAUCUCCACUCGUGGUGGAAUAAAUUCUAUGUAGUUUUUAUAUGUUGUAAUAUUUCAAAUAAAGCUCUUAUCAACUGGA
Messenger RNA from Pangasianodon hypophthalmus (striped catfish), 4969 nucleotides. RefSeq names its product DNA (cytosine-5-)-methyltransferase 1 (gene dnmt1). Gene Ontology annotation, cellular component: nucleus. The record is from RefSeq and is a predicted model, not a curated record. Gene Ontology annotation, molecular function: chromatin binding; zinc ion binding; DNA (cytosine-5-)-methyltransferase activity. The coding region runs from base 197 to 4720 and encodes 1507 amino acids. Lineage: Eukaryota; Metazoa; Chordata; Actinopteri; Siluriformes; Pangasiidae. The transcript is spliced from 34 exons.